GGAGUCCAAGAAAAGGAGUUAAACUAACAGGAGUUCCCUUUUUUCAUAAGUGGUUUCGUGUGUCUCUCCCUAAAUUAUGUACACGUAAUUGCUGCUAAUUACCGUGCCCACUUAGAGCUAUAAAAGCAGCCAGCUCGUUGGAAAAUAAAACCAGAACCAAGACCAAUGGACAGCCACAAGGAUCGGAUUGAGUCCAUGCGCCUGAUUCUCCGGGUCAUGCAGCUAUGUGGCCUCUGGCCCUGGUCCCUGAGAGCUGGAGAGGAGUGGACCUUGUCCGGUUUCGUGAAGAGCAACUACCGCUUCCUGCUGCACCUGCCCAUAACCUUCACCUUCAUCGCACUCAUGUGGCUGGAGGCCUUCAUCUCGAGCAACCUGGAGCAGGCUGGCCAAGUGCUCUACAUGUCCAUCACGGAAAUGGCCUUGGUCAUAAAGAUCCUGAGCAUCUGGCACCAUCGCCGUGAGGCCUGGCGCCUGAUGCACGAGCUGCAGCACUCCCCGGACUACCAGUUUCGCAACCAGGAGGAAGUGGACUUCUGGCGGCGGGAGCAGCGCUUCUUCAAGUGGUUCUUCUACAUCUACAUCCUGAUUAGCUUGGGCGUGGUGUACAGCGGCUGCACCGGAGUGCUCUUCCUGGAGGACUACGAACUGCCCUUCGCCUACUACGUGCCAUUCGAUUGGCGAAAUGGGGGAAGAUACUGGUUUGCCUAUGGCUACGACAUGGCGGGCAUGACGCUGACCUGCAUCUCGAACAUAACUCUGGACACCCUGGGCUGCUACUUCCUGUUCCACAUAUCGCUCUUAUACCGCCUGCUGGGCCUGCGAUUGAGGGCUCUAAAGAACAUAGGGGAUGACUUGUAUUUUGGCCAGGAGUUGCGUGGCAUCUUUAUUUUGCAUCAGAGUGUGCGAAGAUUAACCCUCACCUGCCAGAAAAUUGUUUCACCCUACAUCCUAUCCCAAAUCAUUCUGAGUGCCCUGAUCAUCUGCUUUAGUGGAUACCGCUUGCAGCACGUGGGAAUCCGUGAUAAUCCCGGUCAGUUCAUAGCCAUGCUGCAGUUCGUUAGCGUGAUGGUCCUGCAGAUCUUCCUGCCCUGUUACUAUGGCAAUGAGAUAACCGUCCAUGCCAACCAACUGACCAACGAGGUGUAUCACACCAAUUGGCUGCAAUGCGGGCCACCGAUUCGCAAGUUCCUAAACGCCUACAUGGAGCACCUCAAAAGACCCGUGACCAUUCGAGCUGGAAACUUCUUUGCCGUUGGAUUGCCCAUUUUUGUUAAGACCAUCAACAAUGCCUACAGUUUCUUUGCUCUUCUACUGAAUGUAUCGAACUUAAGCAUAUUGGGAGUCUCGGAAUCGAAACUCCUUACUGCUUCAGAGGUGGUGCUGAUAAUGGAGUCUACGAACCGAUUGAGUGCCAUUCAAUUUCUGUUGGUGAUCCAGCGCUGGACGGGACUUCUUAAGUGGAAAAAUGAAGAAGAAAAUGGCCUCUUAGCCUGGCUACAACGCAUCUAUCCGUUCGUGCUGCACCUUCCCCUGACUUUCACCUACAUAGCUCUCAUGUGGUACGAGGCCUUAACUUCUGCAGAUUUCGAGGCGGCUGGUCAGAUCUUAUACAUGUCCAUCACCGAACUGGCAUUGGUCACUAAACUGCUGAAUAUUUGGUACCGACGAAAUGAGGCUGCUAGCCUCAUACACGAACUGCAGCACGACCCUGCCUAUAAAUUGCGAAAUGUCGAGGAAGUACAAUUCUGGGAGCGAAACCAAAGGGACUUUAAGCGCGUCUUCUACUGGUACAUGGGAGGCAGCCUUUCUGUGGCCGCCAUGGGAUAUAUCAGCGUGUUUUUCCAGGCGGAGUACGAGCUGCCCUUCGGCUACUACGUGCCCUUUGAGUGGCGCACCAAGGAGCGGUACUUCUACGCCUGGGGCUACAACGUGCUGGCCAUGACCCUGUGCUGCCUAUCCAACGUCCUGCUGGACACUCUGGGCUGUUACUUCAUGUUCCAGAUCGCCUCGCUUUUCAGGCUGAUCGGAAUGCGACUGAGGGCACUGCAAAAUGCUCCAGAGGAGAAGGCCAGGCCGGAGUUGCGGCGCAUUUUCCAGCUGCACGCUAAAGUGCGCAGGUUGACGAGGGAAUGCGAGGUGCUAGUUUCGCCCUAUGUCCUGUCCCAGGUGGUCUUCAGCGCCUUCAUCAUCUGCUUCAGCGCCUAUCGACUGGUGCACAUGGGCUUCAAGCAGCGACCUGGUCUCUUCCUGACCACCGUGCAGUUCGUGGCCGUCAUGGUCGUCCAGAUCUUCCUGCCCUGCUACUACGGCAACGAGCUGACCUUCCAUGCCAACUCCCUCACCGACAGUGUCUUUAUCACCAAUUGGCUGGAGUACUCCGUGGGCACCAGAAAGCUGCUCAACUGCUACAUGGAGUUCCUCAAGCGUCCGGUCAAAGUGCGGGCUGGUGUCUUCUUCGAAAUAGGACUGCCCAUUUUCGUAAAGACCAUCAACAAUGCCUACAGUUUCUUCGCCCUGCUGCUAAAGAUGUCCAAGUAAAGUGAGACAUGAGCCGGGAUCCAACCAACUCCAGCAGCACAAUGGCAGCACACACACCCACGGGUCGGAUACGUAACACUGUAACUCAUACGCCGCGUUGUUGUGAACAUGGAGAAUAAACGCCUGCAGCCAACAAGGCAUUUCGCCAGCUAUUAAACUAAGUGUCGCAGCCAAAAGGAAGAACAUGAAAUCGGGCUCGCCUGCGACUAGACUAGACGUCGGGGGAUCUGGGUAUGAGAUAUGUGUGCCGGGCUGGGAAAAGGACCGAAACAGGACCUCGAACGGAAGCACGCGCCGUUGCCUAGUGCAGCGGCAACUUCCACGACGACAUUGUUGGCGCACAAAAGAAGUACCAUACACAACAACAAAAAAUAAUAAAGCACAAAAUACGAAAUACGAAAUACAAACGAAAGGCAGCCAAACGGAUAUGCGAAAAACGCGUGCAAUGCAAGUGUGAAUGGCGGCGCUGCUGUCCCGCCGGAAAUGCAUUCAAAGGGUUAAGCACAAAUCCGCACAAUGGCCCCGGCACCGCGACUUCGCAGCCGGAGUGCUGGCCACAUGAGCU
Messenger RNA from Drosophila gunungcola (fruit fly), 3103 nucleotides. RefSeq lists its product as uncharacterized. The record is from RefSeq and is a predicted model, not a curated record. Gene Ontology annotation, biological process: sensory perception of smell; detection of chemical stimulus involved in sensory perception of smell. Gene Ontology annotation, cellular component: plasma membrane. The coding region runs from base 166 to 2538 and encodes 790 amino acids. The transcript is spliced from 6 exons. NCBI's taxonomy places the organism in Eukaryota, Metazoa, Arthropoda, Insecta, Diptera, Drosophilidae. Gene Ontology annotation, molecular function: olfactory receptor activity; odorant binding.